GCCUUCGUUCCUCCAAUGCAUCUUCUCGACAACUUACAUCAUGCUAGGAUUAUUCCUCAUCGUUAUUUCUGAUGAAAAAUCGGAUGCAAUGAAUGGAGCUACUUACUUGUACGGCGCAUCCAUCCAAAUAACUUUUCUUUCUAUCUUCGGUCAAUUAUUGACUAACAAAUUUGAGAGCCUGAGUGAGGCCGUUUACGAAAUGCCCUGGUAUUUGGAAAACAGGAAAAGUUUCUCGAUGACCAUCAUCUUACUACAAAUGAAGCUCCGGCAGCCAGUAAAAAUCUCCGCCGGUAAAUUCUUCGACUUAUCGCAUGCGACGUACGCGACAAUCGUCCACUCUUCUUUUACCUAUUUCACCGUCCUCAGAGAAGUCACAGGCAACAAUUAAAUACGCAGCGAUAUGAAACUGCACUUUGGGCACUUUCAUUAAGUUCGCAACUUGAAAAUGAAUAACCAUUAAUUACUUUCAGUUUCCUGGGA
Nicrophorus vespilloides is the source of this 480-nucleotide messenger RNA. RefSeq names its product odorant receptor 43a-like. Gene Ontology annotation, molecular function: odorant binding; olfactory receptor activity. The transcript is spliced from 4 exons. Lineage: Eukaryota; Metazoa; Arthropoda; Insecta; Coleoptera; Silphidae. The record is from RefSeq and is a predicted model, not a curated record. Gene Ontology annotation, biological process: detection of chemical stimulus involved in sensory perception of smell; sensory perception of smell. Gene Ontology annotation, cellular component: plasma membrane. The coding region runs from base 41 to 388 and encodes 115 amino acids.